Solanum stenotomum is the source of this 1033-nucleotide messenger RNA. RefSeq lists its product as uncharacterized. The record is from RefSeq and is a predicted model, not a curated record. NCBI's taxonomy places the organism in Eukaryota, Viridiplantae, Streptophyta, Magnoliopsida, Solanales, Solanaceae. The coding region runs from base 1 to 786 and encodes 261 amino acids. Gene Ontology annotation, molecular function: nucleic acid binding. The transcript has 2 exons.
AUGGAGCAAGAUUGUUGCAAGUUUGUGCAGAAAUGUCAAGUGCAUGAUGAUUUGAUUCAAGUCCCGCCUCACAAACUCAAUGCUAUGAGUUCGCCAUGGCUGUUUGUAGCUUGGGACAUGGAUGUCAUUGGUCCAAUAGAGUCAGAUGCCUCCAACGGACACAGAUUUAUUUUGGUUGCCAUUGACUACUUCACCAAGUGGGUGGAAGAAACUUCGUAUAAGUCGUAUAUCUCCACUAAAUUUUUUGAGUUCCCAAAGUUUGUGAAUACAUAUAUCUUUUCCCUUCCUAUUUCCUUGGCUCCUUCCAUUUACAUAGAUUCCAAACCAAACAUGAAUUCCGAAAGAGAAAACAAUAAUAAGGCCAUAGUGAAAACUCUUUAUAAGGCAUUAGCAUGUACAUGUGGUGACACUAAUAAAAAAGUUACCGGUAUUAUUGUUGAUGACUUAGAAUGGUGGUUUCAUGGACCACAAAAUUGUCACUAUAUGAUGAAACUUCUCACUGGAGAACUAUCUAAUAAUAAUAAUUCUUUCAAGUUUGAGCCAAGAAGUGUAGAUGCUAUCGAUGAUCGUGUUAUUGUUGAAGGAUGGGAAGGUGCAAAAGCUUAUUGGGUACAUGUUUGGACAUUUAAAGAUGGUAUUAUUACUCAAUUUAGGGAGUAUUUCAAUACUUGGCUUACUGUGACGGAGUUGAGGCCUAUGGGUUGGCUGCGCUCCACCACACUGUGGCAGAGCCACCCUCGAGACCUCGCGAAACGCUCACUUCCGGGGCUUAUGCUCGCAAUUUGAAAGUGGUGAACGGAUGUGUCAUGUCCUGUAGUACUAUAUAUAUAAUCCGUUAGGGAAAAGAAAGCAAGGAGUGUUUGCCUUCUUCCUUACCUAAGUGUGAAAAAAUGUUAAUGUUCAAAGUUUGGUUACAUAUCCAACGGACAAUUUGAUGAAAUAUUGUCCCAUUUUAAUGUAGGAGUGUUUGACUUGGCAUGGUGUUUAAGAAAAGAAGGGAGACUUUUGAAAAUUGUGGUUUAAAAUAAUUGUU